AUGCCAUUUAGGACAAAGGGACUUUGCUGUGGAGGAAGUGUGUGUGUGAGCAGACAGAGUAGGAGGAGCAUAAGGGAGAGUAUAAAGUCAAAGGCCAGGUUUGCUCCUGUGUGUGCCAUCAGCAGGCAACUGGAGGUGAUGAGACAUUUUGUGGGCUGGGUGUCGCUAGCUGUCUGCAUGCAUGGACUGAAUGCAGAAUUGGUCUCUCAUUUACAUCCUCCAAAACAAGAAAUUUCUAUUGCUAACUGUGUCUUUCCAUUCAUCUAUGGUGGUGAAUUCCACUACAGUUGUAUCUCCGACUACAGUGACUUUGAUUGGUGUUCCCUUGAUUUUCAGUUCCAAGGAAGGUGGCGUUACUGCACAGCCCUGGAUCCUCCAAUGUGUGUCUUCCCUUUCCAAUUCAGAAAAAAGACUGUCAAUGAAUGCACCAAGGAAGGCUACAUUUUGAAUCGGAGUUGGUGUUCGUUGACCAACAACUACAACAAAGAUAGAAAGUGGAAGCAAUGUUCUCCUCACAAGUAA
Molecule: messenger RNA, 522 nt
Organism: Cricetulus griseus (Chinese hamster)
Lineage: Eukaryota; Metazoa; Chordata; Mammalia; Rodentia; Cricetidae
Source: RefSeq, a predicted model, not a curated record